AUGGUCGAUCCUGAAUUCGACCACAGAUUUGUAUUCGACGAUCAAGGAAGGACGAACAUUCUUGGAUCCCCGUUCUUUGACGUCUUCUUUGGCAACAACGAAACUGUUGAAGGGUACAUCGACCGCAUAUUGUACCAACUGACAUUGUUGAUUGAAGAGCACCUUCCACCGGGUCGUUGGAUAAUCGUUGGUCAUCCACAACUUCCUCCACCGCCGGCUACCUCUCCACCGACGAAGAUCCUUGGCGCCAUCUUUUUAGUGCAUCACAUUGCAGGCUUAAAAAGUGAUUUGAUUUUCAUUUUUUGCAGAUAUGAAGAAGACAUGCUUGCUUUUACAGGUUGUAGCAAUAAUUUGACAAAAAGUGAAGCGGAGGAACUCCGAGAUAUGCGUUAUGAAGUGAGCCAUUGGAAGGAGAAGGAGAUUGAUGGUUCUGAGAGACGAAAGCAGGGUGGUUGUCCUUUAACUCCGAGGGAAACAUCCCUUCUCCUCAAAGGAUUGGGAUUUCCAUCAAGCACACGCAUAUACUUGGUGGCUGGUGAAGCCUUCGGAAAUGGUAGCAUGAAGUAUCUUACAGAUGAUUUUCCACACAUUCACUCUCAUUCAACCUUGUCUUCAGAAGACGAACUUAGACCUUUCAGAAAUCACCAGAACAUGCUUGCUGGGUUGGACUAUGUUGUUGCUCUUCAGAGCGAUGUUUUUAUUUACACAUAUGAUGGAAAUAUGGCAAAGGCUGUGCAGGGUCAUAGGCGGUUUGAGAACUUCAAAAAAACAAUUAAUCCAGAUAGAAAUUUCAUGGAGAAAAACAUUGCCUGA
This is a messenger RNA of Dendrobium catenatum, 813 nucleotides long. RefSeq names its product O-fucosyltransferase 35-like. Bases 1 to 813 code for a protein of 270 amino acids. The transcript has 3 exons. Lineage: Eukaryota; Viridiplantae; Streptophyta; Magnoliopsida; Asparagales; Orchidaceae. Gene Ontology annotation, cellular component: Golgi apparatus; cytoplasm; chloroplast. The record is from RefSeq and is a predicted model, not a curated record.